This is a messenger RNA of Hippopotamus amphibius kiboko, 1206 nucleotides long. RefSeq names its product glycosyltransferase 6 domain containing 1 (gene GLT6D1). Gene Ontology annotation, molecular function: hexosyltransferase activity. The record is from RefSeq and is a predicted model, not a curated record. The coding region runs from base 1 to 1206 and encodes 401 amino acids. Gene Ontology annotation, cellular component: Golgi apparatus; membrane; vesicle. The transcript is spliced from 5 exons. Lineage: Eukaryota; Metazoa; Chordata; Mammalia; Artiodactyla; Hippopotamidae. Gene Ontology annotation, biological process: carbohydrate metabolic process.
AUGGGGGUCCGGUUGGGUUUGAAGCCGCAAAGGAAGUGGGGACAGGGAGGCGUCUUGGCCCGAAGCCCCGCCGGCUACAGAGGCAAGUGUCGCUGGGGCCUCUUGGAGCUGCAGGACAUGAGAAGCAGAGGAUGGCGCCCUUGGAGGGGUCCCUCCUACCGCUUCCGGCUCGGCUGCGCCUCGGUGCUCCGAUCUGAGAGCACUGAUGUGCCUGGGCAGCCGCGCGUGCAGGUCGGGGUCCUGAGCAGAGUCAAGGUGGCUGUGAAUGAGGAUAAGGAGCAGUGUCUGAGGCUGUGCACUCCGUCUCCAAAGCGGCGGCCAGCACCCCAGGAGACUCUCGCAGAACAGAGGAAUAAUCAUGUAGAAGAACUUCGACUCUCAGACUGGUUUAAUCCCAGAAAACGCCCUGAUGUGAUAACAGCCACAAACUGGCUGGCUCCUAUUGUCUGGGAAGGCACUUUCAGUAGAGAGGUGCUGGAAAACCACUACAGAAAGAAGAACCUCACCCUGGGCUUGGCUGUCUUUGCUACUGGCAGGCUUGCAGAUCAGUACCUGGAGCUGUUCUUGCGCUCGGCGAACAAGUACUUUAUGACUGGCUACAGAGUGGUCUUCUACAUCAUGGUGGACACCUUCAGCAGGCUGCCCCAGCUCAAGUGGGGGCCCCUCCGACAAUUCAAAGUGUUUACUGUCAUGGAGGACAGCCAGCCGGAUGAUGUCCACCUCACGCACAUGAAGAGCUUGGGCAGUCACAUUGUCCAGGACAUCCAGGGCGAGGUCGACUUCCUCUUCAGUAUGACCGUCACCCAGAUCUUCCAGAACCAUGUCGGGGUGGAGGUCCUGGGCACAUCUGUGGCUCAGCUCCAUGGCUGGUGGUACUUUAAGAACCCCGAGAGUUUCCCCUACGAGAGGAGGCCCAAGUCAGCAGCUUGCAUCCCGUUCGGACAGGGCGACUUCUAUUAUGAUGGUGCGUUUGUGGGCGGCACGCCCCUGGAGCUCCUCAGCCUUGUGGAGGAGUACCUGAAAGGUGUCGUUCAUGACCUCAGACUUGGCCUGAACAGCACCUACGAAAAAUACCUCAACAAAUACUUUUUCCUCCGGAAGCCCGCCAAGCUCUUAUCCCCGGAAUACAACUGGGAUGCAGAGUUUUACCCGCCGCCCCAGGUUCAGUAUGUCAAGGUGGCCCAGCAGGCCAAAAGAAGAUUUUGA